Messenger RNA from Lineus longissimus, 5861 nucleotides. Its product is annotated as E3 ubiquitin-protein ligase LNX-like. Bases 629 to 2332 code for a protein of 567 amino acids. The record is from RefSeq and is a predicted model, not a curated record. The transcript has 15 exons. Lineage: Eukaryota; Metazoa; Nemertea; Pilidiophora; Heteronemertea; Lineidae. Gene Ontology annotation, molecular function: zinc ion binding; protein binding.
UAGCAGAGAGGUUGCGUACGCUAGCAUCGGUUGGAGUGUGGUGUUGUGUGACUUCGCUUGUUGGAGGAGUUGGGAGUCUCAUAUUCUGUUGGAAAGAUAGUUUCAUACGUUAUUUCUUCCGUGGGAAAUAUUGGAUUUUACAGGAUAUCAGAGUUUUAUGUACAUGGUUGGAAUUAGUUACUCAAUGCAAGGCAUGAUUUGAAAAAGUUUGGAAGUUCGACUAGGAUGUAGCACAUUAGCAUUAGCAGAUGCAGAGGAGUGUGUAAUGGAGUACAGUACAUAGAGUUGGCCAUCGGCAUAAAGUGACUUUUUGAGUUGGUCUGGCAUAGUUAAUGGUUGCUUACCUGCCAUUCUCGUGAUAAAAUGGGGAAUAGGAAAUGAUCAUUUUAUCUGUGGAAAAUCGAAUGUGAUCUUUGAUGGACUUGCGCUGCUUUCAAACGAUGCAGGAAAACUUGCCCUUCGUGUGAGGACAGCAUCUUUGAUGUUGCUGGGUGUGUAACUUGAAACGUGAAACGUGAAAUGAAGAUUAAUGCAUUCGAAAGGACUUUAAAUCGGGGUAAAUUCUGUGAUGGAUCUUGACCCUCUUGGUCAUCAUGACCUGUAGGACAUUGGACUUGUUGUCGUCUGCAUGAGACUUUGUUCAGGCAUUGCCAUGGAUACUGUUAGCCUGAAGGAAAUGAAGACGAUGAAAGGUGGAAACUCUUUCAUGUUGCUUUCACCAGAAACGUUGUUGGACAAGUUGCUGGUGGUGUGUCCCAAUGUUGAUUACUGUGAGGAGGUUCUGCCGAGGAGCGACCUGGAAGCACAUCUACAACAUAGAUGUCGGGGUGCUGUGAUCCAGUGUGUCAAGUCUCACCUGGGUUGCACGUUCCAGGGCCCUCGCAGUGCCUUAAACAGUCACCUUUGGGAGUGUCCAUACAGAGAUGAGAAAACAGACCAGGACAAUUUUGAUAGGAAUGUUCUUCCAAAGGUGCCGGUCAUCGAAGGUGAGGUGACCACAGUCGAGAUACAACGAGGGUGCUAUGAUCUGGGCAUGUCCAUCGUUGGUGGAUGUGAUACCCCACUGCGUGAUGGAACACCGAUGAGGUCACCUGGCCACGAACCAAUCACAGUCUGCAUCGUCAUCCAAGAGAUAUUCCCUGAAAGCGUGGUUGCCAAGGACGGGCGGCUGAUGCCAGGCGACCAGAUAUUAGAGGUUAACGGCGAAGACCUUACUCAGGCCACCCACGAAGAAGCACGGAGCGCACUUUCACAGCUUUAUCCAAUAUGUCGACUGACGAUAUAUCGAGAAAAGGCAGAUGAAUGUCAUCCAAUCGAAAAGGAGGAGAUUAUACGAAUAACGCUCAAAAAAGUUCCCGGCAAGCAACUCGGGAUCAAACUAGUCGGAAAAAAGAAUGGUCCAGGUGUCUACAUAAUGAGUUUGAUUCCUAACGGCUUGGCCAGUUUGGAUGGACGACUGAAAAAGGACGACAGAAUCCUUGAAAUAAAUUAUCAGGACAUGACCUAUGGCACCCAGGAACAGGCAGCAGAAGUUAUACAGAGUAACGCGGAUAAAGUUCAGUUCGUUGUGAUGAGAUGCAGCCGCCCACAGACCCCCGACUUAAUCCGGUCAACGUCGAAAGACUGUAUAGCAGAGUCCAUCUUAACUGAAUGCCAGAAGCCGGCAGAGGGACAGGGGGGUCGCGCUAGUAGGCUAUGCAAGGAAAGGGCUGUCAAUGUACAAAAGAAUCCCACUGAAUCAUUGGGAAUCAGCGUUGCAGGGGGCGUCGGCAGUCAACGGGGCGACGUACCCAUCUAUAUAACCAAUAUACAACCUCAAGGAGCGCUAGGGCGUAGUCGACAGGUUAAGAAGGGCGAUAUCUUGCUUUCUGUAAAUGGUGGCAAUCUCGUCGGACUAACUCAUAACGAGGCUGUGCGAGCUUUAAAAUCUGGUGCUGACUGUAAAUCAGUGACGUUAAAGGUGAUCGACGGUCCAGAGACAAUUGACGGAAUAUCAAACUUUACCCCAUCAUGGCUUUACUGGUUACAGAUGCCAAAAUCCUGCCAAAUAGUGAAGACAAUAGCGUUAUCUCGAGGUCCGACAGGAAGUCUUGGCUUCUCGAUCGUCGGUGGUAAUGAUACAUGCCAAGGUGUUCAACCCAUUCAUAUAAAAACCAUCGUGCCUGGGACACAAGCCUCACUGGAUGGACGGUUACGAUGUGGUGAUGUGAUAUUGUCCGUGAACAACUAUCAUCUAAGCGAUAUAGCUCACAGUCACGCCGUGUCACUCCUCAAACACGUUAAAGGAACUGUAGCUUUAAAUAUCGUCUCUUGGCCGGGCACAGUCGUAUGAUGUGGGACUUUCCUACGUUGUGGGAUUUAGAUACUCUGUGUGAAACUUGAAACUGUUGGAUAAUCCAAAAUCGUGUGUGCUUGACCUGGCUAGGAAAUCAGAAACUGGAUACUUAAACCUCUCAACAGGAUUUGUCGAGACGGAUUUGAUUUGCCUGAAGAUAUCAACUGAGACUUUGUGUACUUUCAUUCGACACUUCAUGUGGUUGGAAUAUGAUAAUGCAAGACUGAAGUGACUUUUCUGACAGGUUGGUCCUUGAGUUUCAUGAGGAUAGACCAACAUCGAUUGGCUUGGCCAUUGAGAUGAAACUUGUGUAACCAAUUCAGAUAUUAAGUGAUUAUGAUGUACAACCACUCAUGUAAUAGGAUGAUUUACAUCUCAUUGAGCUUUGCACCCAUUUUCCGCCGGCAGGGUCUGGAAUCCAGCAGACCGUUUAUGAAGUCUAAUGUAUUUGUCCUGUAAAUAUUCUAAUGAGGAUAGUUUGAAAUAUCCCUGUUCUUGGUAAGAUCUAAUCAAAUCGACACUUAUUGAUAUGAGUUUGACCUAGAUUCUGAGCUGUGGGUCACAUUAAUUUUUCUAUCUCCAAAACCUGCCAAAAACAGAGAUAUGUCAUUGAUUCAUAGUGGUACACUGUUUUCAAAAGACGAUCAGCUUUUUUCUGAGGAAAAUCUUUGUAUCGCAUCAUAUCGCAUUUAUGAGGCGUCUGUAGCAUUUAUGUUCAUUUUGUCAUCAGUGAUGCUACUGUGGCCCUGUUUGUUUAUGAGUGUUGCCAUGGAGAUAAUAAAUCCAUUCAGAAUUCUUUGUGGAACACUUUAUAGAACACUGUGUGUGGAGCAUGAAUCAAUGACCACACGGAUUAAUUUGAAUCUAAUUCAUGGGUCUGAUGAGAAUCCAACAUUUAUUGUGUAUAGUUUAUUUUGGUUCAUCUAAUAUUGCUUCAUGACAUAUUUUCUUUUGUGCCAAAUGUAACAAUUGAUUUCUAAUUUACUGCAAAUCACUAUACAUUUGAUUUCAGACAGAGUGUGUAGAUAUAGUGAUUUUCACCGAGGCUGAGACAGACUUUAAGCAAAGUGUUUCAUUCCCAAAGUUAUUAAUCUGGGCAGGGGACACCCUUUCUGUAUCAGCUCACGAAAAUUUCACUGUUUACUUGCAGCAGUAGCAUUUCAAGCCAAACUUGUCAACCUUUGUGCUAUUUUCACUUGUUUUCUUAUCACUGUUAUUUAUAAACUUCAGUUUUAAUCUGAACAUGGAACUGUAUUGACAAGGUAGCUGAUAAUGUGGGCUGAAAGUGGACACAGUUCUGAAAAGUUUUAAUUUAAUUUGAUAGUAUUUAGUUGUGGAUUAACGUGAUUUUUAGCUUGAUGCUUGUCAUAGCAAAGCCACGAUAGACGUUGAUGGCACAAUGAGGUGUUUGGUUAGCCACUGCCGAAGAUUGGCAAUAUUUGAUAUGGCAUUUGAGGGUCGGGCAUUUAAGCCCAUGAAGAUGAGAAAUCUGGAGUCAGUCAGAUUGUGCUUAUUCUUGAGUACAAGGAGGAUAUCUACUGUAAAGCUUAUCAAAAGUUUGGUUUCACUUGCUUUGGAAAUUUGCACCAUUGCUGAAAAGUUGACAAGCUUUACUGAGUAGAUUUGAUUUGUGGAUCUUUUGCUCCAUAUUUGACAUUACAAGUCUAGUCAAAUUGUCCUCUAAUUGCAUUUAAGGUGAUUGGAUCACAUUUGCAUAAGUUCUACAUGACUUCAUAUUUAGUAGCGUUCAUCCUGAUAUUGAUAAAUCAGAUAGUUAAUCCUAAUGAGUUGCCAUUUUCUUCUGUGGCAAAGAUGGGGGGGGGGGGGGAUUUUGAUAUUUUGCUCACUUUCAGCAGAAUAGAAAAUAGUUGAAAUAAUAGUGUUCAGAGAGUGAGAGAAUGUGCAGACAUUGUUGAGCAGACAGUUUGAUAGCCUUAACACUGUUAAGUUUAGGGUAAAGACAUGUUGAGGUUCCUUCAGAUUUGCUGUAUAUUCAGUUCAUCAACAAUGAGAUUUUACCUCCAUGUCUAACAGUGAAAAACCACAGGUUGUCAUUUCAGUUCUGAUUUUGUUGUUCGUUGGUUGGAAAGCAGUUAUAAGGUGGGGGGAAUACGUCGUUCUUGAAUUGAGAAUAAAACUGGUAAAGAAGUUGGUGGUGCCCUCUAUGCAGAAGCUUGGGUAUAGAUUUCAGGGUUGUGUGACAUUUGCUGUCAAAUGAGCCAAUUCAUGGGUGGAAAAAGAUGGGUCAUUGACUGCAUAUGGUGCACAUCCCUGUAAUGUAUAUCCUUGGUAGUACAUUUCCGGUGAGAUGAUUGGAGCCUUCAGUGUUUUGGAAUUCUUGGGGCAUUCAAAGGAAAAUUUUAAAAAUUUGUAAAAUAUUUUUGUAGUGUUGUUGGUAAAUUAAUCAAAUGGAAAUUUUUAUUAAAUCUUCGGGUAAAAAUCAUUGACAUAUUAAUGCACCUUAAAAAAAUUGUUGUAAUCUGUUUCUUUGGCUAGCCAAAUUGUCUUUGUAAUAAAUUGUAAAUUCAUGACAAGAAAAGACAUGUCAUAUCCUGAGUUUUCACAAAUUAUCUAUACGUUGAGUACAGAUUGAUUUCAUACUUGGAGCUGCUCGUGCUGCCUGUUUUGAUGGUUAGUCCCCUUUUACCUGAAAUGUUUGAGAAAUAAAGUUUUCAUAAAAGCUUACUAGUCGUGAAAGGGUUAAAAGCAGUAAAACAUGGUACGUAAGGUGAAAUGUGUUCUUGAGUGUCCUCGGUAUUGUAGACGAACAAAUAAAAAUUUGUGUUGUUUUUCACCUGAACUAGAUCCAUGUAGGCCUACUUUAUGUAACGCACUGCUUGGCAAUUUGGGGAACUCAUUCCCCAGGUUAUACUUGGCCAUCAUGGGAGGGCACCUGAACAGUUGGCCCUUUUACCUAUAUUAGGGGGAAAAGACGUCCGUCUUCACCGGCGUAAACCCAUCAACACAGUAUCCGCAGCUUGCAUUUUGGUUUUACUUGGGUCAUUUUAAGAGUUCCCAAAAAUCAUUGGUGCCUAAAAAGUAAACCAAUCAUGUCAUCUAAUGGACCUAGCUGAGGUGAAAAACUCCUAAAUGUUACAUGUAAUGUAAAACUAUAUUGACUCUAUUAACACCUUCAGCGCCGAACGUGGCCCAAAUCCCCCUUUUUGAGCUGGUUAUCGGAGCCUCAUGGACCUAAUGUAUGAACUACGCCUUCGCCAUCUUCAGGGCACGGUAGGAACUGAAAAGUCCGUUUGGUCUUUUCGGUUUCUUUUCAGUUCCUACCGUGCCCUGAAGAUGGCGAUGGCGUAGUUCAGAACUUUAAAUGUCUUCAUGAAGUUCCUACCUUGCCCUGAAGAUGGCGAUGGCGUAGUUCUUUCAUGAAGUCCAUGAGACUCCGAGAACCAGCUCGAAGGGGGAGGGGAUUUGGUUCACGUAUAUCUACGUGGUUCGGCGCUGAAGGUGUUAAAUGAUUUACACUUCUCUUGUACAUAGAAUGUAUGUAAUAAAACAAAAAGUAAAAUUGAAA